Carya illinoinensis is the source of this 1201-nucleotide messenger RNA. RefSeq names its product transcription factor bHLH35-like. Gene Ontology annotation, molecular function: protein dimerization activity; DNA-binding transcription factor activity; sequence-specific DNA binding. The coding region runs from base 214 to 951 and encodes 245 amino acids. Lineage: Eukaryota; Viridiplantae; Streptophyta; Magnoliopsida; Fagales; Juglandaceae. The record is from RefSeq and is a predicted model, not a curated record. Gene Ontology annotation, cellular component: nucleus. The transcript is spliced from 5 exons. Gene Ontology annotation, biological process: regulation of DNA-templated transcription.
UCUCCUCUUAAAAUCCCAUCUCUACUUUACGGUCGUUCAUAUUUAAAAGGCCAGCCCCUUGUGAAAAUGGAAAUUCUCCUCCCGGUCCCCUCCCCCCUCUACUCUUCACAGUUAACACAAAAUCUCCGUGACGGAUCGUAGUAUAUUAGUUUCCCAAUUUAGCUUUUUGUCUGUUGCCUUGCCCCCACAACGACAAAGAGUAUAGAUUUAGCCAUGGACAACAUCGGCGAGGAUUACAAACAGUACAAAAAUUAUUGGGAAACCAGCAUGUUCUACCAAAGUGAAGAGUUUGAUAGUUGGGGAUUGGACGAGGCGUUUUCUGGGUACUAUGAUUCGAGCUCGCCGGACGGGGCAGCAUCGUCGGCGGCCUCGAAGAACAUUGUCUCGGAGAGGAACAGGAGGAAGAAGCUGAAUGAUAGGCUGUUUGCACUUAGAGCAGUGGUCCCCAACAUCAGCAAGAUGGAUAAGGCUUCAAUAAUCAAAGAUGCUAUUAAAUACAUCCAAGAGCUCCAGGAACAAGAAAGAAGAAUCCAAGCCGAGAUAAUGGAACUUGAAUCCGUGAAAUCGAAGAAAAAUCUGGGUUAUGACUUCGAGCAAGAGCUACCCAUCUUGUUGAGAUCAAAGAAAAAGAGAACUGAUCAAUUUUAUGAUUCUGGGGUAUCAAGAACUUCCCCUAUUGAAGUCCUUGAACUUAGGGUGACUGACAUGGGGGACAAAACUGUGGUGGUGAGUUUAACAUGCAGUAAAAGAACAGACACAAUGGUGAAACUCUGCGAGGUCUUCGAAUCUUUGAAGCUUAAAAUCAUUACGACCAACAUCACCGCUUUUUCUGGGAGGCUUGUGAAAACCGUCUUCGUUGAGGCAGAGGAAGAGGAGAAAGAUCAGUUGAAGAUAAAGAUAGAAACAGCCAUUGCGGCUCUCAAUGACCCACAAAGCCCUAUGAGCAUCUAAUCAGAAGUAACAUGAGAUCAUGAGACCCAAGUUCGAGUCAGUCCUCUUUAAUAAAGGGUGGGGAUGUUUGGUGUCACUAUAUAUGGGUUUUCAUGUCUCAAUAUGAAAGAAGUUCCUAAUUUUCACUCUUUUGUUGGGAGGAGAAAGUCGCAGCUAGGUUUUUAUUACCCAUCAUAUGUCAUAGUCCAGUUCAUAGUUGUAUGCAGUUACCUGAACAGCCUUCGUCUAAUAAAACUUGCGAUUCUCUCUC